GAUCCCCACUUGGUUUCCCGUCGCCGUCUCUUCUCACACAAAGUUCUCGCCCUACCGCCAAUCUCGACUUCAUCACCGCCCCACUCGCUCCUUCGUCGAGGGCCUCCGCCUCCGAGACAUCCGCCGCCGCCGCUGCCGUCUACGACGACCACCAAAUCCUUGUCGCCAAGAUUAGGUUAUUGGUCCAGCUGAUAAGGACAUGAUUCUGAAUGGAUGUGUCGCGAUGAAACCUGGGCCUUGCAAGGCAAUUAAUUACUCCAAUAUGUCUUACUUUUCCCACGAUCGGGCAUUUUCAGCAUCUCCGAAGGUUAAGAAUUUGUGUGCUGCUUCUCAGGAGUUUGACCCCUUGCCCUCAAGAGGUUGCAAUGUCACACAUUUCUCAAGUGUGUUGUCCUCGUUCCAAAGUGGACAUCAUAGAAGUCUUUCAAGUCUGGUUCCUGUUUUCCCUAAACUCUGCACUUCAGGCCCCAGACACCGCAUGGUUCCUAGAGCAUCAAAGGAUGUCCCUUUGAGCUUUCGCUAUCCUCCAAUGACAAAGAAGCCAAGGUGGUGGUGGAGAGCCGUAGCCUGCAUACCUUACCUCAUGCCCCUCCAUGAGACAUGGAUGUAUGCCGAGACUGCUUUCCAUCUCCAUCCUUUUCUGGAGGACUUCAAGUUCCUUACUUAUCCCUUCCUUGGCUCCAUUGGGCGUUUGCCUAGCUGGUUCCUUAUGGCCUACUUCUUUGCUGCCUACCUCGGGGUGGUGAGGAGGAAAGAAUGGCCGCACUUUUUCCGUUUUCAUGUUGUAAUGGGUAUGCUGCUCGAGAUAGCCCUCCAGGUUAUAGGAACUGUGAGCCGUUGGAUGCCGCUUGCUGUGUACUGGGGCAAGAUUGGAAUGCAUUUCUGGACUGCGGUUGCAUUUGGCUACUUGUUCACGGUGCUGGAGUGCAUGAGGUGUGCACUAGGAGGGAUGUAUGCUGACAUUCCUUUUGUCUGUGAUGCCGCAUACAUUCAGAUUCCAUAUGACUGAGAAUGAAAGUGGUUUAGAGCUCGUCUUUGUGCUGAGUUGUUUGAAGUAAAAUUUCCAUGAGAAAACUUUCUCUCUUUUGGGAAUUGGAACCCAUAUUUGAUGUAUUUAGAACACAAAGGUCAUCGAAUUAGCACAUGAAUCUUGUUGGCUGAUGUCCAUGUUUAGAUAGGCUAGUGUAACUCUUGAUGGUUAACAUCACAUCAUGACUCAAAUCUCUUAUCAUUGUAUCGGCUAUGGAUUUCUGCUUGUAUCUUUCUGAAGUUUUUUGCUUUCUAAUUACUCUUCUUGCCAUAAGUAAAUUUAUGCCGAACUUAAGGGCUGUA
Messenger RNA from Musa acuminata AAA Group (dessert banana), 1332 nucleotides. Its product is annotated as protein TIC 20-I, chloroplastic. The transcript has 3 exons. The record is from RefSeq and is a predicted model, not a curated record. The coding region runs from base 200 to 1009 and encodes 269 amino acids. NCBI's taxonomy places the organism in Eukaryota, Viridiplantae, Streptophyta, Magnoliopsida, Zingiberales, Musaceae.